GCGGUGUCGUGACGUCACGCCGGGAGCGGGAGCUGGGAGCUGGAGCGGGACCGGGAGCGGCCCCGGGAGCGGGCAGUGCUGGGGAACAGCCCCGGGAGCGGGUCUCGCCGCUCUGCCCGCCCUGGGAUGAUCCCCUGGGAUGGACGGGAGUACCUUGCCAGCAGUGGCAGAAGAGCUCUUGAGAGAGAUCAGAAAGGCUUUUACGGAGACCUCCCAGGUGCCUGAUGACCUGCUGCUGGGGCUGAAGUUCAUUUUUGGCCCAUCUGCAGUCCCAGCUCUGGAUUUGGUGGACCAGCGUUCUGUCACCCGGCUCAGGUCCCCCAGUGGAAGGAUUCUCUACCAGGUCCUUGGGAGCUCAGGCAACCUCUACACCUGCUACAGCUCCUGCCACUUCUGCACCUGCCCUGCCUUUGGGUUUUCUGUGCUGCAGAAGAGUGAGAGCCUUCUGUGCAAGCACAUCCUGGCUGUCUACCUCAGCCAGGCCCUGGGAGCCUGCCAGGAGCUGCCUGUGUCUGAGGAGCAGCUCACAAACAUCCUCCUGGCUGAGGAAGAGGAAGAAGGAUGAAGGGGGAAGAAUUUGGAUCACUCCUGGCUGCAUAACUGGCAUCUUUAGUAUCUACAAGGCUGUCAAAUGCUCAUUGAGGCUGGUAGAUUUCUUCCUGUGCUGCAGCCAAGUGUGACAUUAAUUAGCAGCCUGGCACUGAUAAAUUAAUUAGACCUGUGUUGACUUCAGUUUUAUUUAUUCUGGUUUUGGGAUUUCUGAAGAUGUUUGAGCUAAUGAUUGUGAUGUGAGGAUGCAAAAGUCCUGCAGGUCUCAGUGAUGCACAGAUUAAAGAGCUGCUGUGGCUCUUUGCAGGUGGCAGCUCAGAGCCAUUUCUGAUUUUUCAGUGGCAAACCUGGUCCAGGGACUAGGGCAGGGACCCCUCAGCAGCCUGAGACUGGGGACAGCUCUGUGCUUCCAGUGGAGCAGGACCUUUGGGAGCAUCAACGUGGUUGCUGUACUUUCAGUCAAACAUUUUCAGACUGAGCACCUCAAGGCUGCUCCUUCCAGCUGUGAUCCCCUGGCCAUGCCCUGUGCUCCCUGAGGGCAGUGUGGCCUCUCCUGCUGCAUCAACCACCAGAAAUAAUGGGGCACAGGCUGAGCCAGGUGGUGUGGGUGGUAAAGGAAGCAUUUUGGAUGUAAAUAACAAUUCCUGCAAAUACAACAUGAGGAGAACACUUCCAUCCAUGCACAGCAGAGCAGGGACAGCUCAAUGGCCACAGCUGCACUGCCUACAGAAAGUUCCUCUGCUGCUUUUGCUUCACGUUUUUAUAGAAACCUUCAGAGCUUUUUAUUGAGGGGGGCAAAGGAGGUGUCCUAUUUUUAUUAUGCCUUGAAAUAUGUUUGGCUCAGAUCCACAGAGGCACUCCCUGUGCCCAGUGACCUGGGCAGAGUUAAUGCCUGGCAGCCAAAGGCACAGCUGGGCUAGGGAUGCUCCACAUCACCUGCAGGAAUUCUGGCUCAGCAGAGGCAGGGGAAGGGAGCAGGGGUGGAUGCUGAGCUGCACUAGAAGCUCUCACGUGUGGAUGAGUGUUCUGGGACCUUCUCUCCUGGUGUUACAGCACUGAGAGUUUCAUUUUGUUGCUGCUGUGAGAGUUUGGGUCGCUUUCAGGCAGCCAAAGGGAGAUUCCAUCCUUUGUUGUGAGGAUAAAUGUGGCUUGCAACCACUUGGCAGCACUGCCAGGGCUGCAGGUGAAACCCUGCUGGUGUCCAGCCCUGAUUAACAGCAGGAACACGGCCAAAGGUAACACAGAAAGCUGAGUGGGGCUGCUGAAGGAGGAGCACCUGGGACAGGGACUGGAACUGCUCAGACUUGGCUGGAAGUGCCCCUGUGUGAGACACUGAGCUGCAGCUAAAUUUGGACAUUGCAUAAACAUUGCAAAGCCAUUCAGAGCUCUCUGGUGGUUUCACCCAGGUCUGGGGCUGAGCUGCUCCAAUGGCACUGAAAUCCAGCACUCCCAGGGAACCAUUCCCUGUGCUUGGUGGGCCUAGAGUCAUUCCUGCAGCUGCUGCCUGCAGCUCCUGCCAGCUGGCAGGGGAGAUGCUGCAGGAACAAGAUUUCUUCAGCUUAUCAAUUGAUUUUACACCACAUUUAUCAUUAUAUAUGCCAGAGAAAUUAAACUCCUGGGGUCUUGUACCCCCCUUUUAGUGCAACAGAAUUAAAAAAAAAUAUAGAGUUGAUUUCUUUGUGAUUCAAGUACAGUUUUUCAGGGAUAAAAAUAUGAAAAUUACUGUUAGGGGAAAAAAAAAAAGCAUUCACAGCUUCUGGGGGUUACAGGGCUGCAGGGGUGCCCCAGCCAGACCAAGCUUUAGGAGUCAGGUGAGCUGCAGCAUCCACCUCUCACAGCUAAAACCUGCAAGGCUGGCAGAGCAAAAACCCAGUUGUGGAGCUUGUGUCCCCAGGCAGUGACACUGGCCUUGGUGGCUCUGGUUCAGAGCAGCCAGGACCUUUGGGGCACUUCUGCCUCCUGCAUAACUGGAUACUCCUGAUAACUGGGAACAGAUCUGGAGGCAAACCUGAGGCACUGGGCUGCACAGCCCUGUGAACCAAAGUGAUUUAAAGGCAAUAAAACCUCUGCUCUAAAA
Messenger RNA from Passer montanus (Eurasian tree sparrow), 2626 nucleotides. RefSeq names its product zinc finger SWIM-type containing 7 (gene ZSWIM7). The record is from RefSeq and is a predicted model, not a curated record. Bases 140 to 565 code for a protein of 141 amino acids. Gene Ontology annotation, molecular function: zinc ion binding. NCBI's taxonomy places the organism in Eukaryota, Metazoa, Chordata, Aves, Passeriformes, Passeridae. Gene Ontology annotation, biological process: double-strand break repair via homologous recombination. Gene Ontology annotation, cellular component: Shu complex. The transcript is spliced from 6 exons.